CUCAGCUCAGCCUACAGGUCGCGUCCAAGUUGCUCUCGCGCAUAGGCAGUGAGACAGUAACAGCAGCUUGGUACAUGAAUGGGGGGCUUACAUGCGCUGGGCAUAUUUAGUCUUGGAGUCAUCUCUGGAGGUGCCAUCCUAUACAGCACGCGACCGAAAGGCGUCGCUUUAGAAAGUCAACUAGUCCCGAAAAGACCAGACGGACUUCCAGCGACAGUCUCACCUGCUAGCAUACUGCAGUACGGGCUGCCAGGGCCUAUCUCAGACUUGAGUGUCCGCACUGCUUAUGUUUCUGGCUAUGACAGGCGAAUGAGAAACCCAGCAUGGGUUGCGGAACAUUUAACACCGGAGAGGUUAGCAGAGCGUGUGGGCAAUCGUGGCAAGAGUCUCUUUGUCGAGGACGAGUCCAUUCCGGCAAAGUAUAGAGCCAGUCUCAAAGACUAUGCUCGGAGUGGCUAUGAUCGUGGGCAUCAAGUUCCAGCAGCGGACUGCAAGUUCUCGCAACAAGCUAUGGACGAGACAUUUGCCUUGAGCAACAUCUGUCCACAGGUCGGCGAGGGAUUCAAUCGGGACUACUGGGCGCACUUUGAGGAUUUCUGCAGAAGACUGACUGGCAAGUAUCAAUCCGUCCGCAUCAUCACGGGGCCUCUCUACCUUCCUUGCCGCGACAUUGACGGCAAGUGGAGGGUCUCAUACGAAGUGAUUGGCAACCCAGCAAGCGUAGCAGUGCCGACCCAUUUCUUCAAGGUAAUCGUUGCGGAUCAAGGCAAUCUGUCCGACAUGCCCGCAGUGGGAGCCUUCGUACUGCCAAAUGCGCCCAUCAGUAACAGUACCAAGUUGGGAGACUUUCUCGUGCCCUUGGAUGCCGUGGAAAGGGCGAGUGGGCUCGACUUUCUCCCGCGCUUGCCAGUGAACCGGCGGAAGGAGCUAUGUCGAGAGGUCGACUGCUCCAUCAUGGUUCGGCUCUUUGAGAAGAGUAAUCAAGGUUUGCUUGCCUCGCCCAAAGCAAAGCUGUAAGUGCGUCUGCAGAAAGUACGUUAUAACCCGGCAUUGCCUUCAUGCUACAUCUAAAGGUUUCCCGCGCUCUGCUCUUGUUGCACACGCUCGAUGUAACUACGCUGGAUGACGCCCCAGGCUUGUGUGUAGAGAU
Protomyces lactucae-debilis is the source of this 1150-nucleotide messenger RNA. RefSeq lists its product as uncharacterized. Lineage: Eukaryota; Fungi; Ascomycota; Taphrinomycetes; Taphrinales; Protomycetaceae. The coding region runs from base 79 to 1017 and encodes 312 amino acids. Gene Ontology annotation, cellular component: nucleus; mitochondrial inner membrane. Gene Ontology annotation, biological process: apoptotic DNA fragmentation. The transcript is spliced from 2 exons. Gene Ontology annotation, molecular function: RNA endonuclease activity; nucleic acid binding; single-stranded DNA endonuclease activity. The record is from RefSeq and is a predicted model, not a curated record.